GGAAACUUCAGCAAUAAGAGGUGAUAGUUUCGACUAGUCUUUACUUUACCACACAAGAGGAAAAAAUAACACACUUAGAAAGAAAAGAAAAAACAACAGCAAACAGAAAUAAUAGCACAUCAUAUUUUUAGUCAACGAUGGAAGCUGUUACCAGUUCUCUAAAUAAAAGCAUUCAUGUUAAGAAUCCUCCAACAAGUUGGCAGACAGAAGAGGAUAUUUACAAAGAAGUUCAACAAGAUGCUGAAGAUACAUGUCUUUUAUGGAAUUACCAAUCUUUGGAAGUUCCCGACAUUUUAUCAAGCAUUAAUGAAGAAAUUCCACGACAAUGUUACAAAGCAUUGCAGUAUUCAUUAUUCGAAACCGGUUUCCCAGAGACGCAAGACAGAACAUCCAAAGUUAAGGCUCUCUCCCAUCAACAGGUUUCAAUCACCGUUUUAUCAUCUCCUGUUGAAUGUCUGAGUGUUUUGUUAGAAGGAGGCGAACAAUGUCCUGGAAAUAUGCUCCUGGUUCUCUCAGAUUCCUGGCUUAGCAAGGAACCAUCUUCUACACAAAGUUGCAAAUUCUCUUUGUACGUCAACAAGGCCAUAGCUUUCUAUAAAGGGGGCUACAGUUUCCUAGAGACGUAUCAACCGCCACGUCGUGUGACUUACUUUGUCAAUUUCUUCACGGCCAACUGCACUGGAAAUGCACACACGGAAGGUGAACACCUUGAACAAAACUUGGACUGUCCUAUGAGUAGUUCAUUGAAGCUGUUGAGUUAUACCGAUAACAAACUGUUGACUCGAACAUUGGCUGCCCAGGCUGGUGUACCUUAUCCAACCACACUGGCGUUUAUAAAACAUUCUAACGUCGUAUUGGAUAUGAGAGGGCUACAGAUCACUGUCCAAGUCAUACCAGAAAACAUUUCCGACAAACAACUGCAGUUGACCUUCAAGGAUAAAAUCGAAACGUUUUUAGCCACCCACAGUUUCAAUAAGCUUGUUAUAAAACCCUCCGGUCCUUCGUGGUUUGGAAGCAAACUGGUGUCUUUCAAUAAACCCAUUGUGGAAGAAUUAGUGGAAACAGCAGUUUCAGUUUACCACAGAUUAGAAGAAGGUGAUGCAGUAAUUUUAGAAGAAUGCAUUGACAACUUACCUGUUACUGAAGAUUACAACUUUCGUGUUAGAACAACAGUAUGUCGAACAUCAGAUGACCUUCCACAUGUGUCAAAGAUUGUCUGUGGCAUUUCCAAGUCAAUAAACCAAGACUAUAUUGUCCCACAGUCAUUGAAAGCAUCUCUCAAAACUUGGCAUGUCUCAGAAGAAAAUAUAAAAGUCAUCAAGAACAAGCUGAUCAGCAUGUCUGAACGGACUCUGAAAGCCAUCAUGUCCUUUGAGGACACACUUAACGAAGACGAACGAGGUGGAAUUGGUGCUCAGACAGAUAUAAUUGGACUUGACUUUUUAGUGCAGAAAACUCAGUCAGAAUUCAAACCUGUGUUAAUUGAAGUGAAUGGACGUGAUUGCCUGAAAAACUGCCAAAUUAAUGAAUUCAUCAAUAGAGACAAACUUGGAGAAGUUGUCAAAGAACUGGUGAAUACCAUGAUUUCAAGAUCCGAACGUUUUCUGGUGAAAGGUAAAACUGUUCUUUUCAUCGGUGAUGGAGGGUACGGAAAACGGUUUACUUUGAAGGACACCAGAGGCUACGGAAUUAAGGUGAAUAUUUGAAGUAUAUUUCCUGGCUUGUUUGCUGUUUUUUUUUUAUAAUAGUUGGUUUGGCAUAACAGUCAAGCAAUAAAUCCUCUCAAUUUUCAAGUCAAUUCAAAUAUUUUUGAUUGUCAAAAAUGGGUGAAAGUGAAUGGUCAUGUGGGAACCAACAAGCUUUGAGUUAUUUGUGUUAUGCACUCCAGAUUUAUCUCCCUUGGAUUAUAGUUUCAUGGCUUUCUAUGUAAGUGGUACUCUACAUCUACUACAUGUGGAAAAUUCUGUCUGUGGGUGUGUUUGUUUGUGGAUUUGUUACCUAAUUCCUCCAACAUCAUUUUAUCAAUUUUGAUGAAACUUGACACAUGAGUAGAACUAA
This is a messenger RNA of Octopus sinensis (East Asian common octopus), 2058 nucleotides long. RefSeq names its product carnosine synthase 1-like. Bases 138 to 1706 code for a protein of 522 amino acids. Lineage: Eukaryota; Metazoa; Mollusca; Cephalopoda; Octopoda; Octopodidae. The record is from RefSeq and is a predicted model, not a curated record. The transcript has 8 exons. Gene Ontology annotation, biological process: carnosine biosynthetic process. Gene Ontology annotation, molecular function: carnosine synthase activity; ATP hydrolysis activity.